GGACCCAUCUCUUUCUCCACCUUACAAAUCAAAAGAGGGUCGUCGGAGAGGUCGAAGCUAUUUUACACACCCUCUCUCUUUCUCUCUCUAAAAAACAUCUCUCUCUAUGGCUGCUGCUUCAUCGCUGACUGUAUCCGGCUCCAUCAUUUCCCGCACCACACCUGAACAUGGCUCAAACCCCAACUCCGACCGUCUUUCUCUCUCUACUUUCUCUCUCCCCACCUUCUCCGGCCUCAAAUCCUCGUCUUCGACAUCCUCAUUGUCUUCUCGCUCCGCCACCAACUCUCGCCGGCGGAUGAACUCUCGCAAUCCAGUCCGCGCCUCCGCCACCGUGGAAACACUCGACAAGACGGAGACGUCUCUUGUCGAGAAAUCCGUCAACACGAUCCGAUUUCUCGCAAUCGAUGCCGUGGAGAAGGCGAAUUCGGGUCACCCGGGUCUGCCCAUGGGGUGUGCUCCGAUGGGUCACAUACUGUACGAUGAAAUCAUGAGGUACAACCCAAAGAACCCUUACUGGUUCAAUCGUGACCGCUUCGUUCUCUCAGCUGGACACGGUUGCAUGCUUCAGUAUGCUCUGCUUCACCUUGCUGGAUACGACAGCGUCCUGGAAGAAGACUUGAAGGGUUUCCGUCAGUGGGGAAGCAGAACCCCAGGUCACCCUGAGAACUUUGAGACCCCUGGUAUUGAAGUGACCACUGGCCCUCUUGGUCAGGGUGUUGCCAAUGCUGUUGGCCUGGCCCUUGCGGAGAAGCAUUUGGCUGCUCGUUUCAACAAACCCGACAGUGAAAUUGUUGACCACUACACAUAUGUGAUACUCGGUGAUGGUUGUCAAAUGGAGGGGAUUGCAAAUGAAGCUUCUUCCCUUGCAGGGCAUUGGGGACUUGGAAAAUUGAUUGCCUUUUAUGAUGACAACCACAUCUCUAUUGAUGGUGACACAGAGAUUGCAUUCACUGAGAGUGUUGACACCCGUUUUGAAGGUCUUGGGUGGCAUGUUAUCUGGGUGAAGAAUGGUAACACAGGCUAUGAUGAAAUUCGUGCUGCAAUCAAGGAAGCAAAGGCUGUCAAAGACAAACCUACUUUGAUCAAGGUUACUACAACCAUUGGUUAUGGGUCUCCUAACAAGGCAAACUCGUACAGUGUGCACGGGAGUGCAUUAGGUGCUAAGGAAGUCGAUGCCACUAGGAAGAAUCUUGGAUGGCCUCAUGGGCCUUUUCACGUGCCGGAGGAUGUGAAGAAGCAUUGGAGCCGCCAUGUCCCUGAGGGUGCUGUUCUUGAAGCUGAAUGGAAUGCUAAGUUUGCUGAAUACGAGAAGAAGUAUAAGGAGGAAGCUGCAGAGUUGAAGUCAAUUAUCAGUGGUGAACUACCUGCUGGUUGGGAGAAAGCUCUUCCAACAUACACUCCAGAGAGCCCUGCUGAUGCCACCAGAAAUCUCUCUCAACAAUGCCUUAAUGCCCUCGCAAAGGUUCUUCCUGGCCUUCUUGGUGGCAGUGCUGAUCUUGCUUCCUCCAACAUGACCCUGCUGAAAAUGUUUGGGGACUUCCAAAAGAACACGCCAGAAGAACGUAACGUCAGGUUCGGUGUUCGUGAGCAUGGCAUGGGAGCCAUCUGCAACGGGAUUGCCCUCCACAGCCCUGGCCUCAUUCCCUACUGUGCAACUUUCUUCGUUUUCACUGACUACAUGAGAGCGGCUAUGAGGAUUUCCGCUUUAUGUGAAGCUGGAGUUAUCUAUGUCAUGACCCACGACUCAAUUGGACUUGGAGAAGAUGGCCCAACCCAUCAGCCUAUUGAGCAUUUGGCAAGCUUCCGAGCAAUGCCCAAUAUUUUGAUGCUCCGUCCAGCUGACGGCAAUGAAACAGCUGGUGCAUACAGGGUUGCUGUCCUCAACAGGAAGAGACCAUCUGUUCUUGCCCUUUCUCGUCAAAAACUUCCCAAUCUUCCUGGAAGUUCCAUUGAAGGAGUAGAGAAGGGUGGAUAUAUUUUAUCAGACAAUUCUUCGGGUAAUAAGCCGGAUGUCAUUUUGAUUGGAACAGGUUCUGAAUUGGAAAUUGCCGCCAAAGCUGCUGAUGAACUCAGAAAGGAAGGAAAGGCCGUAAGAGUUGUCUCCUUUGUUUCUUGGGAGCUAUUUGAUGAUCAAUCAGAUGCUUACAAGGAAAGUGUUCUACCAGCAGCUGUAUCGGCCAGGGUUAGCAUUGAAGCUGGGUCAACAUUUGGGUGGGCAAAGAUUGUUGGCAACAAAGGGAAGGCAAUCGGGAUUGACAAAUUUGGUGCAAGUGCACCAGCGGGGACAAUUUACAAGGAGUAUGGCAUUACAGCAGAGGCUGUUGUAGCAGCGGCUAAAUCAAUUUGCUAGGCUUUGUCAUUUGAGGUUCUUGGAUGCCGGUAGACAACUGAAAUUGUUUACACAAGUUUGAAUUAGGAAAGUUAGUGAAGAGUCCAUUCUCAAGUGACACUGCAGUUCUUGGCCUCUCACAUUUCAUAAUAAAAGAUGAAGUUUUCUUUUUGUCCCUUCUGUCUUCUUCAGUGGAGCAGCUGAGUCUGCAACCUGAAUCAAGAUCAAUAGAGAAAUGAUGGUUUAUGAUGUUCAUAAAUUUGUACCAACUACCAACUCUUGGACCAGUGCUGAAUUUUGUAAUGUUAUGGGGUUCAUUGUUAAAUGAGAUUUAUAUUUUCCUA
Cornus florida is the source of this 2673-nucleotide messenger RNA. Its product is annotated as transketolase, chloroplastic. Gene Ontology annotation, molecular function: transketolase activity. The transcript is spliced from 7 exons. The coding region runs from base 107 to 2350 and encodes 747 amino acids. The record is from RefSeq and is a predicted model, not a curated record. Gene Ontology annotation, biological process: pentose-phosphate shunt. Gene Ontology annotation, cellular component: cytosol. NCBI's taxonomy places the organism in Eukaryota, Viridiplantae, Streptophyta, Magnoliopsida, Cornales, Cornaceae.